Messenger RNA from Diuraphis noxia (Russian wheat aphid), 1801 nucleotides. RefSeq names its product Ubiquitin-like activating enzyme 5 (gene Uba5). Gene Ontology annotation, cellular component: cytoplasm; cytosol. The record is from RefSeq and is a predicted model, not a curated record. Gene Ontology annotation, molecular function: UFM1 activating enzyme activity. Gene Ontology annotation, biological process: protein ufmylation. Lineage: Eukaryota; Metazoa; Arthropoda; Insecta; Hemiptera; Aphididae.
UAUAUGUCUAUGGUUCAAACCACCGAAUCAAGGUAAACGUUAUCGGGUUCUCCAAGUCUAUAAUGCCCAAAGGUUUUGUACAUAAAUAUUAUUAUUAUCGCAAUCGUCGUGUCCGUUACGUCUUAUCAGCUCGACGCGGCACUGCGGUAGUUAUUUCGUUAUUUGUGACACGCGUAAUGUUCUGCUCGAUACUUUUUUAAUAUAUAGUUUGAUCACGGAAGGUGUGUAGUAGUGAACGCCGAUGUAGUACAACUUUUACUUUUACGUUCGUUGUUUAGCAGUUUACMAAUUUACGCUCUGUAACGCCUUCGCAGACAACGUUUCACUUACAUCAGUCGAAUUUCAUUUUUUUUUUUUUUACUCGUUUGCGGUUCUUGACAGUCGUGCAAAAUGUCUCUGGAAGAUGUGGAAAACAUCAAAAAGCGCAUCGAGAACUUCAAGAAGACUCUGUUGGAGCUGACCGAAGCGCCGGCCGCACAAGUGACGKCUGAGCACAAGAUCCGCGAGAUGUCCGCGGAAGUUGUCGAUUCGAACCCGUACAGCCGGUUAAUGGCUCUGCAACGAAUGGGCAUCGUAAAGAACUACGAGGACAUCAGAAAAUACACCGUGGUCGUGGUUGGUGUAGGUGGAGUCGGCAGUGUCACCGCUGAAAUGCUCACCCGUUGCGGUAUAGGAAAGUUAGUACUGUUCGACUAUGACAAAGUUGAACUAGCCAAUAUGAACCGCCUAUUUUACCAACCGUCUCAAGCGGGUCUAAGCAAGGUUACUGCAGCAUCUAUGACAUUGUCAAAAAUUAAUCCAGACGUUAAGAUUGAAACGUACAAUACAAACAUCACACUAACCACCCAUUUUGAAGAGUUCUUGAACGUCUUAAAGACUGGAGGAAUUAAUGGUGAUAGAGUUGAUUUGGUAUUGAGCUGCGUAGACAAUUAUGAAGCCCGAAUGACAAUUAAUACUGCAUGUAACGAAUUAGGACWAAACUGGUUUGAAUCGGGUGUUAGUGAAAAUGCUGUAUGUGGACACAUUCAGUAUAUUGUGCCAGGAGAAUCUGCUUGCUUUGCAUGUGCACCUCCAUUGGUUGUAGCUUCAGACAUAGACGAAAAGACAUUAAAAAAGGAUGGAGUCUGUGCAGCAAGCUUACCAACGACAAUGGGUGUUGUCGCAGGAUUGCUCGUUCAAAAUGCAUUAAAGAAAUUGUUGGGUUUUGGAACAGUUUCGUGGUACUUAGGAUAUAAUGCUUUGACUGAUUUCUUUCCUAGCAUGAUGAUUAAACCAAACCCAAAUUGUAGUGAUAAUUUCUGUUUAAAACAACAAUCAGAAUUUAAAAAUAGGGUGAAAGAGGAACCUGAAUGCACRAAURUAGAUGAAGAUAUUGUUACUCACGAUAGUAAUGAAUGGGGGAUAACGUUAGCAGAAGAUGAAACAACAGCAUCCAAUAAUACAUUAGAACCCGGUGAAUCAAUAAAAACUGUAAAUGCAAAUCAAAAUGUAAGUAUAAAGAGUGAUGAAGAAUACCUAUCGCUAAAUGAUGGAAUAGAAUUUGCUUAUCCAUCUGCUGAUCAAACAGCUCCAAAUGAUGAAGCCUUAGUGAAAGAAACAGAAUUAAACGUAGACGAUCUUCGAGAACAAUUGUCAUUGCUAUGAUUAAAAUUUACAGUUUAUGUUUAAGAAAAUGUUUUUAUAUUACCUUUCAUAAAGCCAUUUGUAAUUUAAAAUUUUUUCUAUUAGACCAAUGUUAAAGUAUGUUAUAUUUGUUCAUACAUAAAUUMCAAUUUAAGAUACUUAAUAAUAAUUUAACAAA